AUGCCAGUCCCCGUCCCCCGUGUCGCAAAGUCGACAGCCAACCCCGUCAUGAAGCGUACUCGUGACGUGGGCGCAACUCCAUCGUGGAAAGUCUCGAAGCCACGUCGUAUUUGGGAAGAGGAUUCCUACCUUCCCGACCAACGUCGAGAGCAGGAUUUUAUUCAUGGGUUGGCCUUUGCGGGCAACGCGAUGGCCAUUAAAGGAGCUCGCGCGCAAGCGUGUCUUCCGCCCUUGACUGCAGCAGCCGCACUCCGUGUCUACCCCCAGGCAGGAGUUCAUUCGAGACAGGGUUAUGCGAGGGAUGUAGAGUGUUGGGAAGGUGAGGAGGAGUAUCCGGCACCAUGUGACGGCUGUGAUGCGAUGGAGAUUGAAGAGGAUGUCGAGACCGACGAUGUUUCUCCCGACUUGGUUUUCAGCAACCUCGCCACAUACGAAGACCAACCACAUCGCCAUUCAUCUUACAAGCCCAUCUAUCACGAUCACUCGCCCGGUACGGAUAGUGGACACGAAUCCGGCUCAAGUCCGUUGGAACCUAUUACCCCCUUUGCGGAUUUCGUCGACGGAGUUGUCGCUGCAGAGCAGCCCUCCCUCACUGGAGAAGAUUGUAUAACUGCGCCCGUCAACGCCAACUAUGGUGUCCUCAAGCAAGACAGUUCUGCGGAAUCACGGCUUGCUCCGGUUUUCCCCACCUUGGCGGAGCCUGUCAAGGAACCAGCGCCUGCCCCAGAGGUCAUCACGCCUAGCCCCACUAGUGGCUACAGACAACUGUCUCAACCGUUGUCGGAGUGGCUGGCCAGUUACGUCUGGAAGGUGUGUACGACAGGACUCAGCCUGUCGCCGGCAUUCACGUACCCGUCCACCCGCGCUGUACAGUACCCGCUCGCCCCGCCCAGAUACCUGGCACCGGCGAUCCAUUCGUUGCUCCUUUCCACCUUGUUGCAACCAUCUGCCGUUUUCUUGGGCCUGUGGUACAUCAUUCGCUUGCCAGUGUUCUUUAACGCCGAACUCGGCCCCGAGUAUCCCAAGGAGGCUCGUUUCCGCCAUGCGUUACUCGGGGAUGCAUACAGCUACGAGCGGGAAGGCCUGGAGGUCAAUGCACCCUUUCGCCUAGUCGUGCUCGGCUGCAUGCUGGCGAAUAAGUGGUUGGAUGAUCAUACUUUCACCAACAAGACUUGGCACACAAUCUCCAACGUCCCCAUCCAAGAGCUCAAUCGACUUGAGGCUAUGGCUUUGGAUGUCUUCUCCUAUGAUCUCUCCAUUUCUAACAAGGAGUGGGCUCAUUGGAUGACCCACCUUCAGUCAUACCAUAUGUCUCUGGCUCCGUCUCACCUUCAGCCGAUUGGGAGACCAUCAUCGAACCCACAUUCCACUAUCCGUAAGACGAUUGAUGAGAUCGUCCAAGCGCCAUCUCCUUCCAGCUUCUCUCCCCUUCCCCAACCCGUCUUCCUCGGCCUCGAGGAGCGCAAGGAGAAGCUGGACAAGCAGUACGCUUCUUCUGCUAGCAUCAUGGAGAUCAACCUUGACGAGGAUGGCCCUCUCAGGGAAGAGUAUUUGCCUCGACGUCGGGUCAUCGAUCCCGCAGCUCUGCGCGACACACAGCUUCAACUUUCCGGUCAGGAAAACCUUCACGCUGUCAACGCUGCUGCGACUAAAACGCUCCCUCCUCCGGCGAAAUGGAGCCCGUCAGGCGAUGAACCCAUCCUUCGGGACCGCAACCGCAGCAGCGGACACUACGUCGCCGUUCAACCGUCGCAACCCCAUCUUUAUUCGAUGGGCUACCGUCCCCAUGGAUUGCCGUCCUGCGAUGCAUCCUUUGGCAUUGCCUACAAGGCCUAUCCGACCUACGCAUACGCACCUGCCGUCUUCGUCAGCCAUCCGUACACCAUAUACCCUCAUGCAACCACAACCGCGAUGACGCAUUCCCGUUCGCAGUCCUUGUUCUAUGACUCUGACAACCUUUUAUCUCGCCACCACUUGCGGUCCUAUUCCCAAUCUGGAUACGACUACAAGUGCAGUGAUGUUCGCAUGACCUCCCAGGAACACUUGGCGACAUUCAAAACCGAACCCCGCUGGAUCGAAGCCAACCCAUAUAUGUAUCCCGCUGCGGGUUACGCUGCAUAG
Molecule: messenger RNA, 2121 nt
Organism: Coprinopsis cinerea okayama7#130
Lineage: Eukaryota; Fungi; Basidiomycota; Agaricomycetes; Agaricales; Psathyrellaceae
Exons: 3
Coding region: 1-2121 (706 amino acids)
Biological process (GO): regulation of cyclin-dependent protein serine/threonine kinase activity
Cellular component (GO): cyclin-dependent protein kinase holoenzyme complex; nucleus
Molecular function (GO): cyclin-dependent protein serine/threonine kinase regulator activity; protein kinase binding
Source: RefSeq, a predicted model, not a curated record